Cadophora gregata is the source of this 1008-nucleotide messenger RNA. RefSeq lists its product as uncharacterized. The record is from RefSeq and is a predicted model, not a curated record. Gene Ontology annotation, cellular component: endoplasmic reticulum; Golgi membrane. Gene Ontology annotation, molecular function: calcium ion binding; mannosyl-oligosaccharide 1,2-alpha-mannosidase activity. The coding region runs from base 1 to 1008 and encodes 335 amino acids. NCBI's taxonomy places the organism in Eukaryota, Fungi, Ascomycota, Leotiomycetes, Helotiales, Ploettnerulaceae. Gene Ontology annotation, biological process: N-glycan processing; carbohydrate metabolic process. The transcript is spliced from 3 exons.
AUGAUGAUUUCAGGAUGGAGAAUAUCACUUGUAUUUGCCGCCAUUGUCAGCGCCUUUUUCAUUUUCAGCCGGCAAAGUUUACUCAUAGCAACGGACACCACGCAGCAAUCAAGUCAUGAUACCGUCUUGGAGAACCUGAAAUCAAACUUUCAAUGGUCAAGUGUACCUCAGAAGUUCUCUGUGACUUCGAUCAAGGCAUUGCCGGACCCCACUCCCAACAGCAUUCCUAGAAUUCAGCACAGAUUCAAGGCGGAGUCUAAGUCUGAGAAAGAUACGAGGUUGUUCAGAUUGAACUUGGUCAAAGGCAACUUUACGCACGCUUGGAAAGGAUAUAAGAAGCAUGGAUGGCUGCGUGACGAGGUCAAGCCCUUGUCAGGUGACUCUCACGAUCCUUUUGGAGGAUGGGCUGCAACCUUGGUUGAUUCUCUUGACACACUGUGGAUUAUGGGCAUGAAAGACGAGUUCCAGGAUGCCGUCAAUGCGAUAAAGCAAGUCGAUUUCAGCACAUGUGCAUUGGACGAGCUGAAUGUUUUCGAAACCACUAUUAGAUAUCUGGGGGGCUUUCUCUCCGCGUACCACCUGAGUGGCAACAAAUAUCCCAUCCUGAUCCAAAAAGCAAAGGAAUUGGGCGACAUGCUCUACAAAGCAUUCGACACCCCGAACCGACUUCCCAUUGUUCGAUGGAAAUUCAAAGAAGCACGUGAAGGCGCAAGUCAAGAAGCGCAUGAUUCGGUCCUCGUUUCCGAGCCUGGAUCUCUAACCCUGGAAUUUACUCGUCUAAGUCAAGUUACAGGCGACCCCAAGUAUUAUGAUGCAGUUCAAAGAGUUAUGGAUCUCUUUGAUGCGCAGCAAGACAAGACGAAACUGCCCGGAAUGUGGCCGGUGGUCAUAAACUUGAAGAACUCAGAUGUCAGCGACUACGGUGGAUUCACGAUCGGGGGAAUGGCGGACUCUGUCUAUGAGUAUCUCCCAAAGCAACACAUACUGCUCGGUGGAGGCACACAGUAG